AGGCUCGGGGCUCGGGCACGCCCGAGGAGGCCGGCUCCCGGCGCCCUGCCCGCAGAGAGCCCCGCCGCGGGCGCCAUGCCCGCGUAGCCCCCACCCGCCGGAGCCGCAGGCCCGCGCGGCUCUCCUGCGGCGUGCCCACCGAGGCUGCUGCGGCAGCUGCGAUGGCCGUGAGCUCGGGGCUCCGCCCGGCGCCUCCCUGGAUCAUCCUCGCCGUGGUGUUGGCUGCUCGGCCGCUCGAGGGCGGCGCCGGCGCGGGACCCCGGUGUGGCGGGUGCCCGCAGGAGGCCGCAGGGGAGGCCGAGGGCUGCUGCGGCGCGGGCCGCCUCGCGCUCGACGGGCACGCGGGCUGCCCCGAGGAGGACAGCCUGCAGCCGGUGAGCUUCCGGCAGCUGGCGGUGGGCUUCCGGCAGCUGGCGGCCCGUGAGCGCCCUCGAGCCGUGCGCGCGGCUGCGGGAGGCGCCCUGCUGCGGGGUCGUGCCGCCGAGCGCAACGCCAGUGGCCUCCGCGGGGACGGAGGAGACUCGAAGGAGAUCUUCGUCCUGCACGUCGGCAAGACGGGGGGCACGAGCGUGUACAAGAGCCUCGGACCGGCGCUGGCUUCGGAUGUCCAGCUCAGGAGCCACGCGGCGUCGCGCGAGGAGCUGCACACGUGCGCGGACCACGCCAACCACGGUUACGUCUAUUUCGUCAGGGCGCCCAUCCAGAGAUAUGUCUCGGGGUGGAUCUCGAGAUUCCGGAUGGGUGGCAGGCAGCACUUCAACAUUUGGUCUUUCGGGGAACUAAAGGCCUUCUAUCGUUUCCGCUCGCCCGAUGAGCUCGGCUGCGCCUUGUCUUCAAGCUCUGCCCAACGACGCGCUUCAGCCCGCGAAGCGAUGAACAGCAUCCAGCACGUCAUGUGGAGUUUGACCAACUAUUGGGGUGGCCUCGAGAAUUUCGAAAACUGCGUGGGCUCGAACGCUUUUGUCGGCCGCUUUGAGCACAUGCAGGAGGACUACGAGCGCCUGGUCGACAUGCUGGCAUCGCGGAACAGCUUGGCUCAGGAGCCCGAUGCCAACAUCUCCCAGUACCACAGCACCCCGGCCCAGUACGACGGCUUCCGCCACCUGGGCGAGUGCGCCCGCGCAAACCUGCGGCACUGGUACCGCGAGGACUACGAGCUCUUCGACCGGCUCGCGGCUCGGGGCCUCCUGCCCGAGGCCUACCCCGCGGAGGCGCGUGCCAGCGACGAGGAGGCCGCGCCCGCGCGUCCGCUCAACUGGCUGGCCCUCCGGACGACGUGGAUGGUGGCGGCCUGCGUGUGCGUCGCAGUCGCCGGCCUCGCCGCCUUGGGCCUGCUGGCCACGGGCGCCGGGAAGGGCCGCGGCAGCUCCGUCUGGCGCUGCUUCCUGUGGAUCCUCUGGGCGUCGGUGCUCCUCGGCGUGCCCUGUGGGUUCAUGGUUGUGCUCUUGCAGUGACGCUGCGGGUGCAGGCGCUGAGCCGGCCAUCCUCGCGCAGGUAGGGUAUGUUACCACAUAACUUGUUGGACCAGGUUUUCUUGAACGAGUUGUCUGUCACUCUUGGAUGGGCUCUGCAGUUGCCAGGGCCUAGAGUGGAGUGCUAUCCUUUGCGCGAAUGCGAGGAUAAUCUUUUACCGCAAUUUGUUUGUCCAGUUUUUUUCUGAACGAGUGGUCUGUCACUCUUGGAAUGGAUCUGCGGAUGCCAGUACUCAACACGCUAUCCUCGCGCGAUUGUGCGAAGUGGAUUCUUUACAGCGUGAUUUGUACGACUACGUUUUUUUUAGUUUUCUACCUGGUGAUCUUGGAGUUGAUCUGCAGAUUCCGGUGCUUAGCGUGCCAUCCGCGUUCGACUGAGCGGACGGGAUUGGUAUGCCAUCCAAUUCGUUAGACGAGUUGUUUUCUGAGUUAACCAUCGACGAGGGAAUCGACAUUUCUGAUUCUGUGCAAGCAUACUUUGCUUUCGUGGAGAGGUGACGCCCUCCCCCCCGACUUACGGAUAGCAGACCAAGCUUGCGAGGUAGAUCGAUAAAACACA
Molecule: messenger RNA, 2031 nt
Organism: Prorocentrum cordatum
Lineage: Eukaryota; Dinophyceae; Prorocentrales; Prorocentraceae
Source: the annotation of a GenBank genome assembly